AUGUCGCAGCGCGAACAAGUCGAAUUCAAGGCCCUGGACGGAGUCACCCUCCGGGGCCACUUCUACCCAGCCUCAUCGCCCGGAAAGAACGCAGCAGUGAUCAUGACUCCCGGCUUCAACACCACCCGAGAUGUCUUCCUCCCCAACAUUGCGCACUCGUUCCAAACCAGUGGCAUCUCAUGCCUGGUCUACGAUCCGCGGACUAUUGGGUCCAGCGACGGCCAGCCACGCAACAACAUCAACCCGUCCCUGCAAGUCUCCGACUACCAUGACGCCCUCACAUUCCUCAAGUCCGAUCCCCGCAUCGACCCCCAGAAAAUCAUCUACUGGGGCUUCUCGUUCGCCGGAGCCAUUGCUCUAUGUGCCGCGGCGCUGGACAAACGCGCCAAAGCGGUGAUUGCCGUCAAUCCACUCACAAUCUGGGAUCUGCCGGCGAACAAGCAGGCCAAGGUCCUGGCUAAGGCAAUGCAGGAUCGCGAGUCGCAGGUGGCUGGCAACGAAGCCUUUCGGCUGCCGAUGCUGACAGAGACCGGGGAGAAUCCGGCGGGGUUUGGUGCGGGUGGCGUUGGGGAAGAGGAGGUCAAGUUGGUGAGGGAGGCCAAAGAGAAGAUUGUCGGGUUUGAAGAUACUACAACUUUACAGACCUACUAUCAUAUCGUGAGUUGGAGUCCGUUUGAGGUGGUGCGGUUGAUGGGGAAGACUGCGGUACUCCUCAUUAGUGCGGCGGAGGAUCGUAUCUCGCCGGCCGAGCGGCAAAAGAGGGCGUAUCUGGAAGCCUUGCAGGGACUUGGUGCGAGGGAUAUAUUUGUCGUCGAGGGGAGAGGGCACAUGGACAUAUUGGAUGGCGAGAGUUUGGCGGCAGCGAUGGAGAAGCAGGUUGAGUUUAUACAGAAGGUGAUUUAA
Molecule: messenger RNA, 903 nt
Organism: Penicillium egyptiacum
Lineage: Eukaryota; Fungi; Ascomycota; Eurotiomycetes; Eurotiales; Aspergillaceae
Source: the annotation of a GenBank genome assembly